This is a messenger RNA of Gadus macrocephalus (Pacific cod), 705 nucleotides long. Its product is annotated as deleted in malignant brain tumors 1 protein-like. Lineage: Eukaryota; Metazoa; Chordata; Actinopteri; Gadiformes; Gadidae. The transcript has 3 exons. The record is from RefSeq and is a predicted model, not a curated record. Bases 43 to 705 code for a protein of 220 amino acids. Gene Ontology annotation, cellular component: membrane.
CUCAUUGUCUUAUUCUGUCUAACGAGGACUACAGUAUCUAUCAUGUAUCUCUGCUCUUUAGUUCUCUCUGCUUUUUAUCUGCUUAAUUAUUGCUUCGUCGGCCUACAAGGUCAUACCAGUGAUCCAACGACCGCUCCUCAAGGACCAGACAACCACCCAGCCACUGAGGGGGAGGUCCGCUUGGUGAAUGGGGGGAAUGGCUCCUGUUCAGGCAGGGUGGAGGUCUUCCUCCAGGGCCAGUGGGCCACAGUUUGUGAUGAUGACUGGGACCUGGUCGAUGCCCAGGUGGUGUGUAGACAGGUGGGCUGUGGGAGGGUGCUGUCUGCACCACGUGGGGCCACCUUUGGACCUGGCCAAGGGCCUAUAGGGUUGGAUGAUGUCAACUGCAAUGGCCGCGAAUCUGUGCUCACACAGUGUGGCCACAGUGGACUGUGGGCCCACAACUGUGGUCACCAGGAGGACGCUGGUGCUGUCUGUGAAGCUGCCUCUCCAGUGAGACUGGUCAACGGUCUCUCCAACAACCCCUGUUCAGGCAGGGUGGAGGUCUUCCUCCAGGGCCAGUGUGCCACAGUUUGUGAUGAUGACUGGGACCUGAAUGAUGCCCAGGUGAUGUGUAGACAGGUGGGCUGCGGGAGGGUGCUGUCUGCACCACAAAGGGCCCAUUUUGGACGUGGACAAGGGCCUACACUGGAAAAAGGGUUUUAA